AUGUUGUUGAUCGAGACCAGAAUUGACCGCUUGUGCCCUACCCGAUCUGCUAUUUACAAUGAGAACCCUUCCAUUGACGACGAGAUUAAGGAUCUGACAACGCAUGUACAAGAGCAUGUCGAAAAGCUCUUGUCGACUCUUAAUGCGAGAGCAUCGCUACUCUUGAAAGCCGAACGACGUGAACUGGCCCUGAACGAUGCGCUCGCUAUGAUGUGUAUAGCACCUUCUUCACCCUUGGGCUCUCUCUGUGCAAGUGGGAUUGAAACGCUUCGAGGACAGUACGCGUCAGCCAUCAAGUUGUAUGGUUAUGGAUUGAAAAAAGUACCACGCUCUCACCCACAAUAUGAACAACUUGUCAAAGCACGAGCAGCAGCAGAGGACAUGAACAACAAGCGUAUUGAUUUCAUCAGCAAAUUGCCAUUGGAUAUCGUGACACAGAAUAUCGUUCCAAGGUUACUGCAAAAUGAAACGACGAUUCAUGUGGAGAACCCAUCCAGCUAUUUUGAUGUGUGUCGAACAUGGCGACAACGAAUGGCGGCAGCGAAUGGAUUGGAUUUUGAAAUUGGACCUGAAGAUUUAUCAGUGGAGGGAUUUUUACGUGUAUGGGAUAUGGCACCUUUUUUGCGAUCAUUGACAGUCAUGCAGCCCUAUGAAGAGUUCUUAUCCAAAAUCACCAAACGGCGUGGCAACUUUAGGAUGUUGAAAAAGUUGCAUAUCUAUGAAUCUAUCGAACGAGGAUACGAUCUUCUGCUUUCAUCUUUACGAUCAUUAAGCAACACGUUGACGGAGCUGGAGAUUGAAUAUGGACAUCGUACAACACCCAAGCAGCGUUAUCGACUAUGCGAUCUCGUGGACGCAUGCCCCAAUCUUGUAUCAAUACGCGUGGAUAGUGGAGAUAUCGACAUGUCAUCCGUUACCAAGACAUACCCAAAUCUUAAAAAGUUGGAGUUGAGCACGAAGGAUCCCGAAGUAAACGAAGGCAACAUCCCAUCCCUUUUACGACCAUUUCCUCAAUUACGUGCCUUGAAGCUGCUGCCUGUAUCAGGCUCGGAGAUUUUUUCAGCCAUUGACCAACAUUGCCCACUAUUACAACACCUGAUCUUGUCGAAUGGUCCUGUGCAAUUUCCUGAUAUCGUGGACAUGCCAGCGAAAAGAGGGUUACGUGCCUUGAGUGUUCCCACCAGUGGCCGUCUUGGAGACUUUAAGGAGGGUGACAUGGUGCAAUACGUGAUGAAACACAGUGAAACGAUCGAGGUGUUUGAUGUUGGAAAAAGUUUUGGAUAUUAUGCACCCAUUGGUUCAUUGCAGCAGGAAGCGAGACAACAAGCAACAUUCAGACAAUUGCGCCAAAUCGCCUAUCCUUUUGAUGCUGAAGAAGGCCUUGUUACGUUUAUAUUGUGGAUGAUGCAACGUGCACCUCAUUUGGAAUCGAUCGAAACUGUUGCUGGUCCUCAACAAACACGCAUCAUGCAAGAGCUGCUUAAACCUACCCAUUCCAAUCUCAAGCGACUUGGUAUGCAAGCAAGCCCUUCUAUAUUGGAGGAUGAGAAGCGAUUGAUACAACAUCAUUUGGAUCUUGGACAGCAAUCGAAUCUGACAGAAAUGAAGAUUGAACUCUCAAAGGACCUUCUUGACCAACCAUCAUUCAUAUCAAUGAUUCCUGGAUUAACACAGCUAACCAAGCUUGAAUUAUACACCAUAUCGGGAUGUCCUCUCCGUUUCUGGAAGUCCACCCUGGAACAACUGGCUACUGGAUGCCCUGCCCUGGAACAGCUCACAGUGACAACAACCAAAAGGAGCGAGACUGUGUUUUUAAGUGAAAUUUGUUACGUAUCUUCUCAUCCAAACCUCAAACGGAUCAUCAUCGAUGCCACGGAGGUGUGCGGUGAUGCAUUGGAAUUUUGCGAGCUUUUCCCGAACCUCGAAUCACUGCAUCUCAACGUUGAGUCGUAUACCUUGGAUGACUUUGAUUGCUUAGACGAAGCACCCUUUAAAUUCGUAUUUACCCAAAAAAAGCCUGAACGUCUCCUUCUCUUGUUCUAA
Molecule: messenger RNA, 2043 nt
Organism: Lichtheimia ornata
Lineage: Eukaryota; Fungi; Mucoromycota; Mucoromycetes; Mucorales; Lichtheimiaceae
Exons: 2
Coding region: 1-2043 (680 amino acids)
Source: RefSeq, a predicted model, not a curated record